This is a messenger RNA of Drosophila bipectinata, 652 nucleotides long. RefSeq lists its product as uncharacterized. The record is from RefSeq and is a predicted model, not a curated record. Lineage: Eukaryota; Metazoa; Arthropoda; Insecta; Diptera; Drosophilidae.
GAUUUAAUUUUAUUUUAAAGAGUUUUAAAACAAGCAAUCUAUGACUUAUUUGAAACCUUAGCACUUAAUGUUAAUUUAAGAAAGUUUUAAGAACACUUAUCUACACAAGAAUUUAAGACAACCCAUUGGACACAAAAUAUCAAAAUGAUUGAAAUGUUUAAUGAACCCAUACCCGAGGUGGAUAUGAUGAAAGUGGCCACAAACGCCGAUGUACAUCGUAGAGCUAUUCUUGGCUUUGCUCCCCGGAUCGGUAUGGUCAUUGUUGACUACGCUGAUCUGGACAGGAUCGACAACUUCUAUUUGGAGUGCCAGAAGUAUAGGGACUACUAUCGCGAUCCGCACCAUAAAAUGCACAAGCCCACCCGGUUCCGGCAGCACCAGGGCAAGUGUGGAAUCAAACUCGAUCGGAGUGUCAAGCAACUGACCCAGCCGAUCCGUUGGGUUGGAGAACGGCAGCCAGUAAUCUAUCCGGAGAUCAGGAAUACCAGCAUGCGUCUGGGCGUGCCUCUAAUGCCCCAAUUUCUAGGACGCUACGACAAAUACACCUCUGUCGCCUACAAACGCUAAGAGAUCGUUUCGGAUCUUGCCUGUAUGCGUUCGCUUAAGGUCUAGGUUUCUUUGGGAAAGUUUCGAGAAUUGAUUUUUGAUAUAU